AUGUCCACAGAAGUUUGGGUGGACCUAGUGGAUUUCUCCUCCACCCUAGUUUUCUUAGACCUAGGGUGGAAGGGUUCAACAAGAGGGAGGAUCUACAUUCGGCUGAGACCUGACACUGAGCUGGCCAGACAGUUCAUGUGGUUGAGUACUGGACAGAAAGGUCCCUCAUUCCUCCACUCCUGUCUCUUGGGAAAAUUCAACCAUGGCAAAUACAAUGAGGUUUUAGCUGGCGGAGACUACGAGAAGAACAAUGGGCAGGAGGCCACACUACUGCCAGGGAUGGAUGACUGCAAGGAGUACAAAAGGGCUGGCAAGCAGGGGAUGGUGACAUCACGGUACGGUUCUUCAUCUCCCAGCAGUGCCCAGUUCUUCAUCUACACCAAAGACCCAUCAAAUUAUACUUUAAGUAAUGUGUUUGGUCAGGUGGAGGAAGGGAUGGAGGUGGUGGAGAGAGUAGCCGCGUCUUCAUACAUAAAUGAAAUGAAAGUGGUUGACUGUGGUGUGGUGCCUCUUAAUAUUGGUGUGAUUAUAUAG
Homarus americanus (American lobster) is the source of this 534-nucleotide messenger RNA. RefSeq names its product peptidyl-prolyl cis-trans isomerase-like. The transcript is spliced from 2 exons. Gene Ontology annotation, molecular function: peptidyl-prolyl cis-trans isomerase activity. NCBI's taxonomy places the organism in Eukaryota, Metazoa, Arthropoda, Malacostraca, Decapoda, Nephropidae. Bases 1 to 534 code for a protein of 177 amino acids. Gene Ontology annotation, biological process: protein peptidyl-prolyl isomerization. The record is from RefSeq and is a predicted model, not a curated record.